UGCAGCCUGUUGGAAGUGGCCUGGAUGUAUUUCAAGGCCGGCCGAAGCUGAUCGCCUGGAGAGAGCGAGUGAAGAAGGAGGUCGGUGAAAAGUUGUUUGAUGAAGCUCAUGAGCUGAUCAUGAAGAUGAGCAGCAUGUCGCAGAAGAUACAGAACAGCGGCGAUCUGGAGAAGCUCAAACCAAAAUUUCAGAAGCUUUUCAUCUGAAAACGUUUCUGUGUACAAAUUCGAAUGACAUUGGUGUCAAAAAGGAUCUUCAUUUGUUUUUAAUUUCAUGGUUGUGUGGUUAUUUUAUUAGCACAUUCCUGUGCAGGUUUGUCAUGAAGUACUGAGAAAGCAUUUAACCAGCUUCCAGGUAUUAAAAUGUUUAGAAAACUGUGCUGUAAACAUGAUUUGAUGUGCUAACAAAAUAAUCAUGCAAUAAAAUAUGAACAAAAGAUGAAACUCAAA
This is a messenger RNA of Micropterus salmoides (largemouth bass), 449 nucleotides long. Its product is annotated as glutathione S-transferase theta-1-like. Gene Ontology annotation, biological process: glutathione metabolic process. The record is from RefSeq and is a predicted model, not a curated record. NCBI's taxonomy places the organism in Eukaryota, Metazoa, Chordata, Actinopteri, Centrarchiformes, Centrarchidae. Gene Ontology annotation, molecular function: glutathione transferase activity. Gene Ontology annotation, cellular component: cytoplasm.